This is a messenger RNA of Magallana angulata, 3083 nucleotides long. RefSeq lists its product as uncharacterized. The record is from RefSeq and is a predicted model, not a curated record. NCBI's taxonomy places the organism in Eukaryota, Metazoa, Mollusca, Bivalvia, Ostreida, Ostreidae. Gene Ontology annotation, biological process: carbohydrate metabolic process. Bases 37 to 2298 code for a protein of 753 amino acids. Gene Ontology annotation, molecular function: hydrolase activity, hydrolyzing O-glycosyl compounds. The transcript has 17 exons.
AAUGCUGCAAAUUCUACCGACUUCCGAGGAAUUAUCAUGUAUGUUUGGAAUGCAGAAACUGGUGUGCUCGAGCAGUCGAUAGGGGUGUACUCCGCCGGAUAUCAUAAUGGUUCAUACGGAAAUCAAUGCGCGGUCAUCGAGGAUACACACAGUUUUGAAAGAAAGAUCACGGGUGUUCCAAAUGGUAGGAUUGUUGGCCUAGCAUUCAGAGCGAGGCUGACACUUAAACCAGAGGUCAACUACGCCAUGUUCUACAACGGUAUGGAAUCAUUCGCAUUCGGAAAGGUCACAGGAAUCAGUAAUGUACGAAACAUGGCCGGAAAUGACGCGUAUGUCCUCAUAACCAAGAAAGGCGAUUACAAUUCAACAAAAGAGUGGCUGAUGCAAACGGAAGGAAACCAACAAGGGAAGAUGGCUGAAAUUUAUCACCAUGACAACGGUAUAACAUUCACCGUUGGUAGCCAUGUCAACACAAGUGCCCAUGUCAACAGUUUUACAUAUGCAAAAAGUGAAGAAGAUCAAGAACUGCUGAUGAAUUCUGAUUUUGAGGAUUCGUCAUUUUCCGGAAACUGGUUUUGUUCCGGAUGCACGCUGACGUCAUACAGCAACGAUACGUUUCACGGAAGUCGAUCUCUGCUGGUCACGGAUAGAAAACACCCGUACUCGGCCCCUCAGCAGAGAGUCAAUGUGACCUCGGGGUACAACUACGUCUUCAGGACCUACUUCAAACUGCUGAACCUCCCGACAGGGGUCAACUACACCACGCUCAAACUGACGGCCAAUGUCAAGGUCAAUGGGUCUUCCAAAUACCUCAGACUUGGAAACAUGCCUCUACAGCAAGUCAAGUUUGGAUGGACGGAGUUCGGUGGCGAUUUCCUCGCACCUGCCGGAGCGACAACGGCACAAAUUUACAUUAACAUCGAACAUUCCUCAGUAAAUUUUAUCCAAGAUUUUGCAAGUUUGAAACAAAUAAAACCAAAUCCUUAUUGGAUGCAGCACGCAAAGUCCCGGAUAAAUAAUAUUCGAAAAGCGCCAAUUAGUUUCAGAAUUGAAGGAGAAGAUAUUCAAGAAGUUGAAGUUGAGCUUAUGCAACAAAGAAGUGCGUAUCCAUUUGGAACCGCCAUUAAACUGGAUAAGUUCAACAUCCCAGAAUACCAGUUCUUCACUGACUUCGUGCUGAAACAUUUCAACUGGGCGGUCAUUGCCAACAAGCUAAAAUGGUACGGGAUAGAGAGAAUUCAGGAUAAGAGCGACUAUACCUCAGUCCUUGCAGCGUUAGAUGUUCUUGAAGCCAAUGGAAUUAAGUCUCGAGGACACAACAUGUUUUGGGGCGUUGAGAAGUUUGUGAACUCCUGGUUGUAUGGAAUGUCUCCAUCAGAACUGGUCACUGAACUCCAGUCUCACGUGACCGAGGUGAUCAAUAACACCAAGGGCAGACUCCUUCACUGGGAUGUGAACAACGAAAACCUUCACGGAGACUGGUAUGAACGCAAUACCACAGAUCCGGACAUUACUCCCAAGAUGUUCCAAUGGAUCCAUGCCCAGGAACCGGACACCCAGCUGUUUCUGAACGACUACUCAGCAAUCCCACAGCCCUCCAUCACAACAGCGUUGAAGAACCAGGCUGUAAGGUUCCGCCAAAACAACAUCCCUAUCCAUGGAAUAGGAGUACAGAGUCAUUUCUACACAACACACAUCGACAUGGACGUUAUUAAGUACAGAAUAGAUAAGCUUGCAGAAGCUGGUCUUGAUAUCUGGGCAACAGAACUGACGGUUGAUGAAGCUGAUGACGUCAAGAAAGCCGACGCUUUGGGGAAUCUCCUGACCAUGUAUUUCAGUCACCCCUCAGUGGGCGGGGUUAUACUGUGGCACUUUUGGAACGAAUCCCUCUGGCACCCCAAUGAGAAUUUGUUUGAUGGUCCAGAUAUCAAGCCAAACGCUGCCGGUCAGAGGUUCAUGGAUCUUGUUCAUGGGGAAUGGAGGUCCAGAAUCACUAAGAGUUUGGAAGCGUUCACAACGUAUAACGUCACGGUAUUCAAGGGGGACUACGUCAUGAACGUCAAACGUAACGGUCAAGUGGUCCUACAGCGUAACUUUACGUUGGACUCCACAGGAAAGGACAUCACAAUUUAUGCAGAUGAUUCCCAGUCAAUAUCGAAUGUAGUUAUGGAACAGUGGUAUUCUUAUGGAGGGCAGUGUGUUGACUCGGCAAGCACGCGUGUUUCUGUCAUGUUACAGAGCGUGUUGAUGUACAUCUGUAUCAUCUCGGUCUCAGUAUUCCUGUCUGUGGAAGGUUGACUCCUAUAGUGAGAUCGCUUUUGUUAUUAACACCAACUGAUACCUAUUGUGUUCAGAAUGUCACCCUACACCACAUACACCUUUACAGGUUUUAAAUGGACAUCUGUAAUUUUUCAAUUUUUCCUUUAAAAAAGUUAUUCUAGUAAAUUAAGUUCUGAUUUUUUUGUUUUCUAUUUUGUUCAUAUAUCAAAAAUUUGUUUUGGAGUUAUGCUCCGGCCAAGUUUAAAUUUCAUUUGUUCGCUCUAUCAGAUUUCCAAUAUCACUAAUAUGUAUCAUAAGCGUUUAUUUCACUUCGAAAUGGUAUGAGAUUUCUUAAGAAACUGAGGUUUAUUUUAUUACAAAUUUGCCUUUAUGAUCAUUCUGAACUGUAAUCACUUUAAAAAGAAUAAAGAUAAAUAAAUUACUGUAAGUUGUAUUUUUUACGGACUACUUCUUUUAGCGCAGUUAUACAAGUAGUUGUUUGGCUGUAGUAUAUAUAGAACCGAUCAGGUAUAGACAGGUCAUCGAAGAGCAUUCAACCCUUUCGAACACGAUUUUUUGUGUUUGUUUAUAGAUACAUGUGCGAAUGAUGAAGUAUUAUACUUGAUAUGUAUUUAUAUAUAAAAUUUACAUUGUAUUUUGUAGAUAUAUUUGGAUAUAUACAAUUAUUGGGCCUAAUUCCAGUUCAUCGCUAUUAAAGUCGCGUGCUGAUUGUAUAUUACGGCGAAUAAACUGGUUGAUAGCUCACUCACUCUAACACCUGUGUUGUUGUUAUUUAUAAAAUACUUAGAAUAGAAAUACUUUAU